Messenger RNA from Spodoptera frugiperda (fall armyworm), 1075 nucleotides. It is a transcript of the gene ACBP, whose product is annotated as acyl-CoA-binding protein homolog. The coding region runs from base 219 to 491 and encodes 90 amino acids. Lineage: Eukaryota; Metazoa; Arthropoda; Insecta; Lepidoptera; Noctuidae. The transcript has 4 exons. The record is from RefSeq and is a predicted model, not a curated record. Gene Ontology annotation, molecular function: fatty-acyl-CoA binding. Gene Ontology annotation, biological process: fatty acid metabolic process.
UUAUUUUUUACUGAUCAAAGAUAGAAACACGAUAAAGAUAAUCGUUCGCAUUACGUGGUGUUGAUAUCGCAUUCGUCACCACAUUUUUAUUAGUUUUGUGGUCGUUUGUAUUGUGCUUGCCCAAGCCAUUUUACGCGACCAGUUCCUAACGAGUUUUCGUGCCGAGCACACGCUUCUGUUUAACUGUUACCUAGCCGUAUCAUCUAUCAACAACCACCAUGUCUCUCCAGGAACAAUUCGACAAAGCCGCCGGAGACGUCAAGAAGCUGAAGUCCCUCCCCAGCGAUGCUGACCUCCUUGAGCUGUAUGCCCUCUUCAAGCAGGCUACCGUCGGAGACUCCGACCCCUCAAAGGCCCCCGGUUUCUUGGACCUGAAGGGCAAGGCCAAGUUCGAGGCGUGGUCCAAGAAGAAGGGUCUGUCCAAGGAGGAUGCACAGAAGGCGUACGUCGCCAAGGUCGAGCAGCUGAUCGCCUCCAUCGGCCUCCAAUAAAUAACAUAGUGGGACUGACAUUAGUAUACUUGUAAUUUUAAAAUCAGUGUGAAUUUUUUAUAUAUAAAAAUCAAAAAAGCUAUUCUUUUUUAUAUCAAAAUCAAAGAAAAUCAUCCGAAUCGGUUUCUAAAAUCGGUUCCGUAAUGGAGCGGUACGAGCAGGGUUAAUUUUGGGCGCCAUUUUGUUGCUGUCAGAGUUUAUGUAGCUCGUUCGUCUCUUGCAUUUAAUUUCCAACUUGUAUGUAGAGCUACAUCACUGUAGAUCGAAUAUAACACCAUAAAAUGCUGUUAUAUUAAACAAACUUUAACUUCAGCACAAAAUAUACAAAGUAUUCCUUAUGUAUGUCUGCCGUCCGCCUCAGUAUGUCAAAAUCAUUAUUUAUUACUUCGGUUUAGGCACAACUAGCUAGUAUUUAGGCGUAAACAUCACAUAAUGUAAGGAUACAAAAUAUACCUCUGUUCAAACAUCCGAUUCUUCCAUACUUUUUGGUAUGCGGUGCUGUUUCUAAUACGUUUUUUCUGUAUUUUUUCAUUUUUGUUGAAGAAGAUUUUUUUAUACAUGAAAUAUAUCCGUUGGUUACUGAA